Messenger RNA from Eimeria tenella, 483 nucleotides. RefSeq lists its product as uncharacterized. Gene Ontology annotation, cellular component: microtubule. Bases 1 to 483 code for a protein of 160 amino acids. The record is from RefSeq and is a predicted model, not a curated record. Gene Ontology annotation, molecular function: tubulin binding. The transcript has 2 exons. Lineage: Eukaryota; Apicomplexa; Conoidasida; Eucoccidiorida; Eimeriidae. Gene Ontology annotation, biological process: microtubule polymerization; microtubule bundle formation; positive regulation of protein polymerization.
AUGAGUCUGGAGGAGGCGUUUCGCGUGUACACGAAGGGGGCGGCGGAAAUGGACGGAAGGACCUUCGGGAAAAUGCUGAAGGACUGUGGGGUGCUGAGCAGCAGCAAAAUGACAGCAGUGGAUGCAGAUUUGAUUUUUGCAAAAGUCAAAGACAAAGGCAGCAAAAAGAUUUCUUUUCUCCAGUUCCAAGAGGCCCUCAAACUCGUCGCCGCCAAAAAGGGAAUGGACCUCCAAACUCUCCAGCAGAAGCUCGCCGCAGAGGGCAGCGAAGGGCCGAUCCUGACGGGGACGAAGGCGGACAACGUGCGCUUCCACGACGACAAGAGUACGUACACCGGAGUGCACAAAAUGGGGGGCCCCACGACGGUGGACGACGGGAGAGUUCAGUUUAAUGAUUUGUCGAAGUUUUGCGACAGAUCAGAAUACGACAUUCGGGGAGUCAAGAAGGGCAUUAUCGAGAACAAAACGGGAGACAGCAAGUAG